AUGGAUAAUUCGAAUGUUUUCGUGAGGAGAGACAAUCAAGUGAGUGAAGAGAAACUUGCACCGCCUCGAAUUUGCCCAAGGUGUGACUCAGAAAACAUCAAGUUCUGUUACUACAACAACUACAGCAUGUCUCAACCGCGCUAUUUCUGCAAGAGUUGUCGUAGAUAUUGGACUCAUGGUGGGUCGUUAAGGAACAUACCGAUUGGUGGAAGUUCCCGUAGAUCCAGGAGUCCAAAGAUGGAUCAACCUUCUGGUUCUGUUGAGGUCCAACAAGUUAAUCAUCACCAACCAUUUUUACAUGUUCAAGAAACCAACGAGUUUGUUGGAUCUUUUGAUGGUUCUUCUUCUGCUGUUGUUGGGAACCAUUUCGGUUUGCCUGAGAUUCAUGCUGAUAUGGUAACCAAUGUGCUUCCAAUCCGAAGUUUUCCACCAAUGGAAGCUUUAGAUUACUCUGAUCUAUCAUUCCGAAAAAAUUAUUAUGAUGUUGGAUCCAGUGAGUUGGUUGGUAAUCCUUUAAUGAACCAACCAAAUGGUAAAUCUGUUGUAUUGAGCUCUGGCCAUGACAAUUACCGCGUCAAUGAAGAAGAUCCAAUGAAGUGGAACGAGAGCUUCAACAACAGUACAAGCAUGAAUCAUAAUGUCAACACUUGUGGAAGCAGAUAA
Molecule: messenger RNA, 663 nt
Organism: Thlaspi arvense
Lineage: Eukaryota; Viridiplantae; Streptophyta; Magnoliopsida; Brassicales; Brassicaceae
Source: the annotation of a GenBank genome assembly